AUGGUGCUUCAUAACGAGGUGCGGAUUCUGGAUUCAUCGCUCGAACAGAAUCCGUUGGCCAUGCUGACUGCGCAGUGCAACCGUUUGGUCAGUAGAUCGCCUUCGUCCGUGUUCGAACCGACUUCGAAGAGUUUCCAGCCAUGGCGAAAGGCCCUUGAUUUCACGACGUCCGCCACACGGCCUAACAUUUCGCCAGCGUCGUCGUCGUCCAGCGCCGUCAAUGUGUCAGACCUGAUCGCCAACGCGUACCACAGUGCCGUUGGAACGGCUGGACUGCAGCCCGGCUCAGCACUGGCACCCGUUUACAAUGCGUACCCGAGCAACUGGUUCCACUCGGCCCAUCCGGUGUCCAGCGUCAGCGUGCCGAACAACUGGUUGGACAUCCAUUCGAACGCUGCCUGGCUCGACUCAUCGGUGGGCAUCCGGGCCGGAGCUCAGCACCCUGCUUCGGUUGAAUACAGUAACCCUGUCGCCCUCAGCACGGCGCUUGGCCAACCGGCGGCGUUCCAGUUUCUGCAAGGCUCGCAGAUGAUCAGCGGUGUGAGAGGCCUUUCCGGCUUCAAAAGAUAUUCAACGGUGGGACGCUCGAACUGUGACUGUCCGAACUGUCAAGAAGCCGAUCGUCUUGGACCGUCUGGAAGCCAUCUGCGGAAACGUACCAUACACAGUUGUCACAUUCCGGGAUGUGGCAAGGUGUACAAUAAAACGUCUCAUUUGAAGGCUCAUUUGAGGUGGCAUACCGGCGAAAGACCUUUCGUUUGCAACUGGUUAUUCUGCGGUAAACGUUUCACGCGAAGCGACGAACUGCAGAGACACCUGAAAACGCAUACCGGCGAAAAACGCUUUGCGUGUCCGUCAUGCGGAAAGCGCUUCAUACGCAGCGACCACUUGCAGAAACACAUGAAGACGCACAGUGACGAGAAGACAAGCGAUGUUGACUCUGCAGAGGGGGACAAUUGCGAACACGUGCCGAAAAAAUUUGAAGCAUCGUCUGCUAGUGUUGAGAAGUUGGCAACGAUUAAUUCGACAGCAAAUGGCCAGACUUCGGCAGGCCACUAG
Soboliphyme baturini is the source of this 1059-nucleotide messenger RNA. NCBI's taxonomy places the organism in Eukaryota, Metazoa, Nematoda, Enoplea, Dioctophymatida, Soboliphymatidae. The record is from the annotation of a GenBank genome assembly.